Molecule: messenger RNA, 3900 nt
Organism: Micromonas pusilla CCMP1545
Lineage: Eukaryota; Viridiplantae; Chlorophyta; Mamiellophyceae; Mamiellales; Mamiellaceae
Gene: CHLH2
Product: magnesium-chelatase subunit chlh-like protein chloroplast precursor
Exons: 6
Coding region: 1-3900 (1299 amino acids)
Biological process (GO): biosynthetic process
Molecular function (GO): magnesium chelatase activity
Source: RefSeq, a predicted model, not a curated record
AUGGACGCCGCCAGGCUCGCCGCGGCGGAGGCGAAGGGGGCAUCCGAAGGGGGGAUCUUAUCGGACGCGGCGGCGGCGCGGAGAACGAAACGCGUCGUGCUCAUCUCCGGGUUUGAGUCCUUCAACGUGGGGUUGUACAAAAAGGCGGCGAAGAAGGUCGCGAAGCGGUGCCCGGGCGUCGAGCUCGUCGUCUUCAGCGACCGCGAUAUCGAGUCCAAGCGCGAGGACGUCGCCGCCGCGCUCGAGGGCGCGGACGUGUUCUUCGGGUCUCUGCUCUUCGACUUCGAUCAGGUGGAGUGGCUGAGACGCGCGAUCGAGAAAAUUCCGACGCGAUUCGUCUUCGAGAGCGCGUUGGAGCUCAUGUCUGAGACGUCCGUCGGGUCGUUCGAGAUGAAGCCCGCGCCGGACGGGCAAAAGGCGGGCCCGCCGCCCGCGGUGAAGGCGAUUCUGUCCAAGUUUGGCAGCGGCAAGGAGGAGGAUAAGCUCGUGGGGUACCUGUCGUUCCUGAAGAUUGGUCCGGCGUUGCUUCGAUUCGUUCCCGGGAGAAAGGCGAAAGAUUUACGGAACUGGCUCACGGUCUACGGGUACUGGAACCAAGGCGGCGUCGAGAACGUAGAAGAAGCGUUCGUGUACGUCGCGAAACAGUACCUCGCGGACACGCCGCCGUUCGGGUGUUACCACCCCGACCUCGAGCGCGCGGACGCGCCUUGGCCGACGUCCGUGACGGAGUACCUCGAGUGGUACGAUAAAACGCCCGCGGGCGCGGCGUUACCUCCCGACGCCCCCUCCGUCGCGAUUCUCCUCUACCGCAAGCACGUCAUCACGAAACAGCCGUACCUCGCCGGCCUCGUCGAGGCGAUGCAAGAGAAGGGCGUGCGUCCGAUUCCGAUGUUCAUCAACGGCGUCGAGGCGCACACGAUCGUGCGCGACCUCCUGACGAGCGACAGCGAGCAGGCCGCGCGCGCGGCCGGCGUCCUCGCGAUCGACUCGCUGCGUCCGGACGCGACGAGGGUAGACGCGGUCGUGAGCACCGUGGGCUUCCCCCUCGUCGGCGGCCCCGCGGGAAGCAUGGAGGCGGGGAGGCAAGCGGAGGUGGCGCAGAGCAUCCUGCGCGCGAAGAAUGUCCCGUACAUCGUCGCCGCGCCUCUGUUGAUUCAGGACAUCGCGUCGUGGGAGCGAAGCGGCGUGGGGGGGCUGCAGUCUGUGAUUUUGUACGCGCUUCCCGAGCUCGACGGCGCUGUCGACACCGUGCCGCUCGGCGGGCUGGUCGGCGACGACAUCUUCCUCGCGAAAGAGCGCACGUACGCGCUCGCGGACAGGCUGAAGCGCUGGGUCUCGCUGCGCAAGAAACCACCGUCGCGGCGGAAAGUCGCGGUGAUGCUGUACGGGUUCCCACCCGGCGUCGGCGCGACGGGCACCGCGGCGCUGUUGAACGUUCCCAAGGCGCGUUCUAUACACUGCCUCGAGGCGGCGUUGGCGUCGAUGCGCGAUCGAGGGUACGACCUCGGGAUCAGGGACGGCGACGCGAUCCCGUCCGGGGAGGCGAUCGUCGACGUGCUGCGGCUGCUCGAGGACGGCGCGGUGAUCGCCGGCGGCUGGGGCCCGAUGCCGUACCUCCCCUCGCACGACGUCCUCGUCCGAAAGAUGGAGCGCGCGUGGGGCCCGCUGGAGUCGUACGCGGGUCUGUGCACCACCCCCGGAGGAAAAGGGUCGUUCGUCGCGGGGGCGCGCGUGGGAAACGUCUUCGUCGGCGUCCAACCCGCGUUGGGCGUCGAAGGCGACCCGAUGCGCCUCUUGUUCGAGCGCGACCUCACCCCGCACCCGCAGUACGCCGCGUAUUACAAGUGGCUUCAGAGCGCGGCCGAAGACGGCGGGUACGGCGCGGACGCGGUCGUGCACAUGGGCAUGCACGGGACGGUGGAGUGGCUUCCGGGGACGCCGCUGGGGAACACCGGUCUGUCGUGGUCCGACGCGUUGCUCGGAUCGAUGCCGAACGUGUACGUGUACGCGGCGAAUAACCCGUCGGAGAGCAUCGUCGCGAAGCGACGGGGGUACGGCACGAUCGUGUCGCACAACGUUCCGCCGUACGGCCGAGCCGGGUUGUAUCGGCAGACGGCGGAGUUGCGCGAGCUGCUGAGCGACUACCGCGAGGAUCCGGAGACGAACGCGGACGCGUUGCGAGGACCCAUCUUCGAUCUCGUGACGUCCGCGGGUCUCGACGCGGACUGCCCGUACGUCGACGCGGCGACCGGGGAGCGCGCGCGCGUGACGUCCGAGUCGCUCGAGAAGGGCGAUGUAACGGUCACGAACGAGGCGUUUUCGGAGUACGCUUCGGAGCUGUACGCGUACCUCGGCGUCCUCGAGAACAGGCUCUUCAGCGAGGGGUUGCACGUCCUCGGCGCGGCGCCGACUCGCGAGACUUCCGCGGCGUAUUUGGAGGCGUACUUUGGCGAGAGGCUCUCCGCGGAGGCGGUCGACGCCGUCGCGGGGAUGGGGGAGAGCGACGGCGUGGACGACGAGGCGGUCGAGAUCCGAUCGCUGCUUCGUCGCAACGUCGAGGAACUCUCCGGGAUGCUCACCGUCCUGAACGGCGAGUACCUCCCCCCCGCGGUCGGCGGCGACCUCCUUCGCGACGGCCCCGGGGUGUUACCCACCGGACGUAACAUCCACGCGCUCGACCCGUACCGGAUGCCGUCGCCCGCGGCGACGGACCGCGGCGCGCGCGUCGCGGCCGCGAUCCUCGAGCAGCACGCGGCGGCGAACGCCGGCGCGUUCCCGGAGACGGUGUCCGUGAACCUUUGGGGGCUCGACGCGAUCAAGACGAAGGGGGAGUCGGUCGCCAUCGUCCUCGCGCUCGUCGGCGCGCGCGUCGUGAAAGAGGGCACCGGAAGAGUCGUGCGCUACGAGCUCGUCCCGCUCUCGGAGAUGCCCGGAGGGCGGCCGCGCGUGGACGUGCUGUGUAACAUGUCGGGCAUCUUCCGCGACUCGUUCGCGAACGUCGUCGCGCUGCUGGACGACUUGUUCCAGCGCGCGGCGGACGCGCCGGAGGAGAGCGCGGAACAGAAUUUCAUAAAGAAGCACGCGACGGAGAUGCGAAGCGAGGGAGUGGAAAACGCGGGCGCGCGUCUGUUCAGCAACCCCCCGGGGGAUUACGGCUCGAUGGUGAACGAGCGCGUCGGCACGGGCGAGUGGGAGGACGGGAGAGAGCUGGGAGACACGUGGGCGGCGAGGAACGCGUUCUCGUACGGAAAAGGCGACGAGAAGGGCGCCGCGCGACCGGAGGUGCUCCAGGCGCUUCUGAGGUCGACGGAACGCGUCGUCCAGGAGAUCGACAGCGUGGAGUACGGCUUGACGGACAUUCAGGAGUACUACGCGAACACCGGCGCGCUCGUCGCGGCGGCGAACGCCGCGAAAGAGGGCCUUCCGGAGGAGACGACGGACGCGAACGGUCGGAAGCGGUUUCCUCGGAAGAAGGUGGCGUGCUCCGUCGUCGAAACCUUCGGCGAGGACGUCGCCCCGCGCGACCUCGAGGAGACGCUCCGGCUCGAGUACCGAACGAAGCUUCUGAACCCGCGCUGGGCGGACGCGAUGGCGGACCAGGGCUCCGGCGGCGCGUACGAGAUAUCGCAGCGGAUGACCGCGCUCGUGGGCUGGGGCGCCACGAGCGGGUUCGCGGAGGACUGGGUCUUCGACGGCGCCAACGAGCGGUACGUGCGCGACGAGGCGAUGCGCGAGAAGCUUCGAAAGGCGAACCCGCAGGCGUUUCGGAACGUGCUGCGGCGGAUGCUGGAGGCGGCGGGACGGGGGAUGUGGAACGCGGACGAGGAGACGCUCGCGGAACUGAAACAGUUGUACGCGGAGGCGGACGACGAGCUCGAAGGCGUCAAGACGCAAGCCUAG